Messenger RNA from Caretta caretta (loggerhead turtle), 7804 nucleotides. NCBI's taxonomy places the organism in Eukaryota, Metazoa, Chordata, Testudines, Cheloniidae. The record is from RefSeq and is a predicted model, not a curated record.
GCAGAUGCAACCUGGAGGAGAAUGCUAAUCUGGAGAAAAAAAAAAAAAAAAGGUUCCCUUUCAAACUGCAGCAGUUUUGUGGUUUGCUCCUCCCAAAAGAGUGUUUGUUCAUGGUGCCUCACUGAACAGCAGCCUGUUACAAUAACCCUGCUGCAACCACAGUGCCCGGCUCAGCAACCUCUGACUAUGGUAUGAAGCUGCCAAUCUUGCGGUCCAACACAGAGGAUCAGAUUCUGUACCAGACUGAGCGUUACAACGAGGAGACCUUUGGGUAUGAAGUCCCCAUCAAGGAGGAGGGUGACUACGUUGUGGUGUUGAAGUUUGCUGAAGUCUAUUUUGCACAGUCCCAGCAGAAGGUGUUUGAUGUGCGCUUGAAUGGCCACGUGGUGGUGAAGGACUUGGACAUUUUUGACCGAGUUGGACAUAGCACAGCUCACGACGAGAUCAUUCCCAUCAGCAUCAGAAAGGGGAAGCUGAGUGUCCAGGGAGAGGUUUCCACAUUCACAGGGAAGCUCCACAUUGAGUUUGUCAAGGGAUACUAUGACAAUCCGAAAAUCUGUGCACUAUACAUCCUGCAAGGAACAGUGGAUGACGUUCCAAAGCUGCAGCCUCACCCUGGCCUGGAGAAAAAGGAGGAUGAGGAAGAUGAAGAAGAAUACGAUGAAGGCUCCAGCGUUAAAAAACAGGCCAAUAAGAACCGGGUUCAGUCAGGCCCCCGGACACCAAACCCCUACGCCUCGGACAACAGCAGCCUCAUGUUCCCUAUAUUGGUGGCCUUUGGUGUCUUCAUUCCUACCCUCUUCUGCCUUUGCCGGUUGUGAGGGCAAGCCCCAUGCAGAGAUGCAGUGGCAGGGGCCGCAGGCCAGGAGGAAAGGAGUCGGACCAGAUGCGGUUGCUUUCAGUUUCUCCAUAUUUUUCAUAAUUUAAGGGAAAAAAGUUCAUUUGGAAUGAACGGCAGGUACAGGUAAAGGGGGGAGUUUGCCUUCCCCCAGCCAGCGAGCAGCGAGGCCUUCGCUUCCCCUGUUGCACCAUAAGCAGCAUCCCUUCCUCUUCGGGGCACUUGAGAUUAAACUGGAUUCUUGCUGUCUGUCUGGGCUGUAGGAAGCUGAUGCUGGCGAAUUUUGGUCCAUAUCCCGCACGGAGAGGAAGCUGCAUGAUCCAAAUGCUGUACCCUUAUCCAGGUGGAUAAUUGGUCCCAGCUUAAGAAGCUAAGCAGGGAAGCACUCUCUGAAUGUUGCCUGGAAAAACAGCCUUUGAAGUGAGAUCUGGAUGUGUGCUUUGGUCAGAAGUGUGCACAGAUGUUCUGGUGCCUUUGGGUGACUAACAAUUAUGGGAAAAAGAGACUGGCUUUUCCACAGCUACCUGAAUGUGUGUAACUAAAUGCACGAUACUUCUCUGUCCUAAAGAUACACAGGCUCAGACUUGCUGAUGGGUCUCCAGGAAAGGUUCCAACUUUAGAGUGAGUUGCAAAAAGAGCUGAGGGGAUUAUUCGGCCUGAUUUUCUGCACCAGUUGGGAGAGACUUUCCUAGUUUGAUAAUUGUGUAAUGUUAGAUCGUUGCUGCAGGGGUUCUGCUGUGACCUGCAAUAGGCUGGCUUUUUGCUGCAGUGUCUCUGCCCCAGAUGUGUUUGGUUUCUAUAUCAGUUGUGGCUUUUAUUUCCUUUUAAAUAUUUUUCUUCACAAUGGCUCACUUCAAUCCCUAUCCCAUCUUGCCCUCUCUAGUGUACAAUGUCUCGCCUGGAGGGGCUGAGAACCAGGUGACCAAAAAAAAUGGAGGCUCUGAGCCCCCAAUGCUUGUGUAUCCCUGCUAUGAUCAAUAGUCUGGCAGCCAUGAGACAGAGCAGUGCCACCCUUCAAGUACUUUCCAAUGACCCUCUAAUCCUUCUGCAUCAGCUGCAUUGAUCUGAUUCAGUCUGCAGUAAUGUGAGAUUGAAGUCUGUAUCUACCAUUAACUAUCUUGCAUAGGCUUUGGAAUAUCAGGAUGUGCCUAAGAAUUAGAUGCUGGCAAGUGCCAAGGAGCCCAGCCUCUCAGUCCUGUAGGAUGAGCAUGUCCAUCCAUUGUGGAGAAUCUGAAAUAGAUGGAAACUGCUGUAGAUCAGUCUGGUCAGCUUCCGUGGUCACCUGAUGAUAGGUCUGAGCUACCCUGUUCACUUUCCCCCACUGUUAGCUUAGCAAGUGGACUCUGGACCUGCAUGAAGAGCAUGUGUUCUCUGAGUGGGGUGGCAGGAGAGGCUGCUUCACUCUGGAUCUGAGUCUGGUGUAAUCAGGAGAGCAGUGUGGAAAACAAAAGCCUGCAAUGUGGAAUCCACACACUCUUCCUGAUCUGAAACUGGAGGUCCUUGGGCAGCUGGCAUCAGUUAAGAUCUGAAUCUGCAAGGUGCUGAGCAGCUUCAGUUCCCAUUGGCUUAUGGGAAUUGGCUGCACUCCCUUCCUCACAGGAAGUGCCCAGCACCUUGUACAGCCAUUGUAAAGGGUAUUCUUUGGAGCUUAAGUCUUGAGGCACCAGCCUUGUCAGCUUUCAUUCUAAUAACAUUCAUCCUCUGGAUCCUCAGGGCAGAAUUCUCUUUGCCUUGGGCUAAAUCUGUUUCUUCUGAAAAGCAUCUCAUCUGCUUCAUACCAUGUAGCUUGACUAAGUAAUCCCCCUGCUGCUCCUGCCUGGAUUCUGACUUUUCCUAUCAAUUGCUUUUGAGCACACUUGUAUGUAGCUGCUCAACUCACACCUGGCCUUUAGAUAAGCUACACAGAGCCUCUUGGUGAAGGGUCAGCAGAGCUCUGAGUAGUCCAUUUACAGCAGCUAAGGCAUUUACUUUCUUCCUAUUAAAUUUUCAAGCUGUGGAAAGUGUUGCCCAGCCAUGAUUGCCAAGACAGGAGCUAGGGGCACUGUCAGAACAUUGGUCCCCAAAGCAGCCAUGUUUCUGAGCAAGUGCAUUGCUGCUUUGUGUUUAACCAAAAUUCUGACUCUGUAAGUCUAGUGCAGAAUAUAGGAUCCAACUGAGCUUUCUCCCAUUGCUACUGUCUGUCACUAAUGCACACACAAGCAGUUCAGUUGGUAAAACGGUCAGAGAAUGCUUUACCAUAAUAAAAAACCUACCCACGAGGAGAAGGCCAGCAGUAGAUCUCCAGAGCAAGCCAAGCUCUGAAACACUGGGAGGCCUGGGACUAGCAGCUUCAUUCAGCUGUGUCUUCCUGGACACUUAUCACUCCUAAAUGCUUAUUUUUUUUUAAUGUAUGAGUCAAUUAAAAAGUUGUAUUUUGAGGACAUUUUUUAUUCCGAGCGGCAAUGCCUGAAAAAUUUUGUCUAACCUUAUGAUUUCCCUGGAUCUCUUUGGCCAUUAUCUGAUCACUCUAACACACUAGAACAGCACAGGGUUUGGAACCUUAAUCAAAUAGCAGGAACUUCUUGGGUUCAGCACAAACUGCCCCGAUUCAUUAGACGAACCAAGAACUUGAUCUUGAAAACAACAAGCCUACCAAUUGGGGAGUGUGCUCUUCUCUUCCCCUGAGAUGCCAGCAUUUCUUAGAGACAAGUCUCCUUCUGCACCUCUCAGUCCCUGCACCUUGCACAGCUUGAGCUCAAGGGCCCACAUCUAGGAUCGUAGGAGUUAGAGACGGAUGAGGCCUGUUAGAUUAGUCCACUCCUCUGCAAGGCCAUGGUAGCUGAUCCUCUUCUCUCUCCCCCCUGCACCCUCCCCUUUCUGAUAGUAGCAAUACACUUGCUCUGUGCUGGACUCCCACCUGAGGAUGAAGCAGCGUGUCUUUAGGGGUAGCUGGCACAGCAUUCGGCUUCUGCUGUGUGUUUCAGCCUAUGUUUCUUGAAUAAAACUAAUUCAGUUUAUUUAAUUUUUUUAAAAAUGGAAUAUUUUUUGCUCUGUUUACCCAUAACUUGGUUAUCAAGCCUUAUCUUCUGCACUAGGGGUGUGAUACUCACAUGGGUGUGGGCUCCCUCCCUUAGCUGCUUGCUGGGUCUCCUGGCCCCAUGAUGGUACUAUAAUAAAGCAAUUUUCCUUUUUGCUUUCCUGUUCCAACCCUUCCCUUCCUGGCAGCUUCGGACUUCGCUUGAAGGAUCCUUUUGAGACAAACGAAACACCUGCUUUAUUUUAUUUUAUUUUUUUUUAAAUAAGGACUCUUGAAGGGUUGGGGUUGCGGGGGUGUGUGUGUGGUGGUUGGAGGGACCCAUCCAACAUAUGAAUGGAUAUUGAGGUCUGAUUAUGGCUUGCUUUUGCCUAGAUCUCUUCUUAGCUGCAUCUGCAUUUCAGCUGGUUAAGACUGGCAAGAGGUACGCAGCUCAGGGGUGGUGGUUUAGGGCUACUUUAUUUUUCUGUUGUUGAUAUGUUGGAAUAUCUUAUCAUUUAGCUGUUGUCUUUCACUGAUGUUGGUUUCAAUUUGUAUUUAGGGAUUUGAGCAAAUUCAACAGUGUGUCUAGGCCUGUAACUAUUAGUGCAGUGUUACUUGUGAUGUUACACUGAACCUACAUCCCUUCAUUGGGGACCCCUAAAUCAGCAGGUGAGACUGCUGCAUGGCGGAAAUGAGUGGAGAAUCAGUGAUUGCUUCCAUGACACGCUUCAAACUCUGGCUGUCUGUUUGCCUUUGGAACAUCUGGGCUGCUGUUCUGCUUCCAUAAAGGAGGAGCUUUUCCACAGCCUUACGCUCUGUUAGUCUAUAAUGCAGGCCAGUGCCCUGGGGUUAGGAGACCAGUUAGAAACAACCAAGGUAGUGUAAAAAUUCAGUAUCACAAACAAAACAGCAGCAGGCAAAUACAGACCUGGUUCCUGUGUGUGUCCUUGCAGUAGUGGGCAGGGCGGAGUGAGCACAUUCAGGCCACAGCUCAGUGUACCUUGAGAAGCCUGAGGAUAGACAGUUGUGUUCUGUGGGACAGAUUGUUUAGAAAACAGGUUUAGACAAGUUUUUUUUCUUAAAAACAUUUAAAAAAGCAACAUGAUGAUAUGGGCUUGACUUGAACCUUCCUAGCCCAGGGUAUUCAAACUGCAGGUGGAGAUUUAGAUUUAUGUUUUUCCUCCCUACCUGCUGUGCCUAGGGUGUGGUAUCUCAGAAUAGCAGGCAGCCUUACACACCUGAGCCUUUCUUCUGCAGUGCAGUUGGGAGAGUGAGGAUCUGUUUCAUCCUUAACUCUGAAUUUUGUGGGGCUUUAGUAGCUUUAAACCAGCCCUGUAACUUUGUACUGUAGUGUUUGUGUGAGUGGAACAAAAUCUAACUUUUCCCUGUGGGAUUGCAGGUGGAAGCAAGUGGAAUGCCAAAGCAAAUGCUUAUGUUCAUUUUUGGUGCCUUUUUGUUGUGGUUUGAUCACAAGUCUGUUGGAAGAAGCUUCUGUUUUAAGGAACUUCUGUUUCCUCUUUUAAAUCUAACUCCUGGAGGAGACGGUCCCUAAUCCAGGCAUUUACCCCUCUAACAGCAGGGGGCAUUGUCUUACUGUCCUGUGAUUCAUGCUCUGGAACGUUCUAGCUGAAGUACAGCGCUACUUGUGAAUAUCCUUGGAUACAGUUUCUGGAUGCGAUAGAGGAACUGGCAGGCUCCUUCAGGUUUGUUCUCGCCAAAGAAACCUCCAGAGGGAUGGAGAGCUCCCAGGAAACAUUGUGUCCAUCUGUCCAUUGUUUUCAGGGGCUUGGUGAAAGUUGCAGUCGGAUUUUGGGUAGGAGCGUGGCUUCAAUCCUGCUUCUGUAUCAGUAGCGUAGUUUAUGGCAUGAUGUCAACCCCAUCCCACAUCAGGAACUUGCUAGCAAAGGGCUUCCCCUAGAUUGGCCAUUGUGGCAGGGAUUCUAAACCAAGAGCAGAAUACAGUACUUCAUCCCUGGCUUUGCUGUGGUUGAAACUGGACUAGCAGCAACCAUGAGAAACAUAGUCCAGUUUCAGCUGUAGCCCGCACAGUCCCUUGGGAAAGAGAGAGAACUACUGGAGUCUGCAUGGCUCUCGAUGUGUAACAGAUUCUGAGAAAGUGGUUUGGGACAAAACUUAUCUUAAACUCCUGCUAGUAGCAGAUGCUCUGCGGCAUCUAUCUGCUCCUUGUGCCCAUUAGGGCAGGAGAGAGACCUGCUUAGUGGGAAUCCCAGGGAAAGCAGGGUCUGGAAUCUCAGAAUCAAUUCCACUAUCUGGCUCUGCUACAUCUCCAUGACAAAUGCAUGCCAAGGUCUAAUGGGACUAGGUUUGGGGUUUUUUUUUCACACUUGCCUCUGUUUCCACCAGUUUUUCUCCGGUGAUUAAUUCUAAAUAAGCUUAGGCAUGGAUUCUUGAGGAGGGAAUAUAUAAUGUGGGUUGGAACUGAGAACUCCUCCCAGGAAAGGAUGGAGCUUAAUAAAUAGGCCCCAAGUUCCUGAUCUUGAUGUAACGGUUAGGGGAUGCUUCAGACCCACGAAACUUGUGAUUAUUUCACGUCAGAUCUGAACAGACUCAUCCCAAGGAUAUGGUAGCAGGUGUACUUCUGGCAUUGGUCUGUGAGGAGGAGAAGGUUGCAGCCAGGGUUCUGUCUUCCUGGACUCUGGCUUACUCAGAGUUUAUAGCUGUAUAUUAAAGAACUAUUUCUGAAGAGAUCAGGGAAAUGCCCUGGGGUGCUCUGUGCCUGGUCUAGUCAAUACAACUCUCAUUGCUGACAUUGGUUUUUAUACUCUUCCCCCCCCCCCCAAAAAAAAAAGUGUUUUGUUUAAAAAAAAAAAAUAUACAGAAGUGCUUUCUUCCCUCCCAGAGAGAGUGCUGUCUGCUCAGGAAAUGUGAAUAAUCCAUAGCAAACAGCAAAGGCUCAAGAGGCUGUGUGGUAGAGAUUUAUCCCAGGGAAAGUGGGGAAACAGCAACUCAGACAGGUGUCAAGAGCAGUUUGUAACAAGUCUUGUUUAACCAGAAAUUCUGCUUAAUGUGUGUGAAUCUAGGAAAUGCAAAAUCUUUGAGCCAUAGUUAUUUUUUAUUCAUGUGUGUUAGGGGUGUGCUUAUGUGUUCUGUCACAGUGAUUCGGUUUUAAUCCAAGCAUGUUCUGUCAGGAUGUUGGAGUGAGUAAAACACCCGCUAGAGGCUUGUUGGUAAACUUGGCCCUGUGCUGCUCCUGGGGACUUCUUGCACUCAAGCGCUUCCUGCUUAAGAAACUAACAAGUCUGUAAGGUGGCUCCAGGCUGCAUGAAACAAAAGUAGAGUUCUCAGGGUCUUCAGAGCAGUAGCCUGGAUUGCCCAAGGCUUUAGCCCAAUUACAGUGACAAUAUUUGGGUCCCAUCUGCACAGCAAAUCUUAACUGCGUUGUAAGUGGGUCCUAUGACUUGGAUAUGGUUGUGUAGACAAGGCCUGAAUGAGCUGCUUGCAUGUCCCUCCUUGCUAGGGGAACAUUGGCUUCUUGCAGUCAGCUGAUUUGUUGAGUAUUAAGAAUCACGCAGUUGCAAACUCUACUCAAGGCUGCGAGACUCAAAUGACCAUGAAGGAUAUAGCAAUAUGGGGAGAAAUAUCUAUUUCUUUUGGGGUAAUUCUUCGUCUGUAUUAGUAAUCAGUACUAAAGGAUUUUGAAGGAGGAUUUUUUUUUUUUACUGUCCAUUGCUUUGGGUUAUAACAACUUGCGGUGACUGUUUGUUUGUAUCAAUCUUCGGCACUGGGUUAAAAGCACAGAUGUCUAUUUCUGAUUAGACUGGCUUUGCAAAGACUUGUUCUUUUGGGGAAAAGAGCUGGGUGUAUGGGUGGGUUAUUUUAUUUUUGGUACAUGUAGCUGUUUAUUUUUUAAUUUUCCCAGGAUGUUUGGUUGAGGGAAUGUUCUGAAAUUUACUGCCUGGCAGUUUUAACCAGCAGUGUAUUAAAGGAAAAUAAACAAAAUUAUAUUGUCA